Gorilla gorilla gorilla (western lowland gorilla) is the source of this 1547-nucleotide messenger RNA. RefSeq names its product long intergenic non-protein coding RNA 2909. The coding region runs from base 232 to 669 and encodes 145 amino acids. The transcript has 4 exons. NCBI's taxonomy places the organism in Eukaryota, Metazoa, Chordata, Mammalia, Primates, Hominidae. The record is from RefSeq and is a predicted model, not a curated record.
GAUGCACUGCACCUGCCUAGGCUGGAGUUAAGGUACUAAUCACAGCAGCAGUGCUGGGAAAGGUGCCUAGGAAGGAUGAGGAUGACAGGCACUAUUUUGGUGUGCUCCGCACCACAGCAAUAAUAGAAAGAUAGUCCAGGUGCAGUGUCUUUCACCUGUAAUCCCAGCACUUUGGGAGGCUGAGGUGGGAGGAUCACUUGAGCCCAGGAGUUCAAGACCAGCCUGGGCAACAUGAUACCGAAACUGGCAACACCCAGAGACAUUUCCCUCCUAGUCAUAAAGGAAGCCAGUAGCAGAGCCAGAAAUAAUAUUCAAAUUCUGGAUCCACUAGACCAUAUUGCCUGUCUGACAAAUUAUACUCUUACUUCCUGCUUCAGUUCUAAUAAGGUACCCACAAUGCCGGGUUCUCUGCCCACUGGGAGCAAACAAGGGAACGUGCAGACGCUGGACAGCAUACGAUGGAUGCCUGCAACUCCUGUACCUGCCCCCGAAUGCCACCAGAAAUAUGCCAUCUCUACUGAAACAGCUUUUCCAAACCUGAGCACGUUUAUGAACAUGGAAAAGAGUGUAAAGGGGUCAAAUGCAGACUUUACAAAAAGAAACCCAAGAUGGAGAUUCCUGUUCGGGAUAUACUGCAGCCUACAUCAUGCUAUGACAAUUUUCAUAUAAAGAUACUGUCUCGGAAAGAAAAGGAUUGGGAGUUUGAAUGAUCUAUGGCUUCCAUUCCAAAAAGGAUUACUACGGAAGUAAUUACUUUGAAAGAAAAGUGAUAAUAUGUUUCUGGAGAAAGGUGGCAAUGAAGCAAGGCCCUGAAUAUAUUACCAAGAUGCAUAUUACACUGAAUGAAAUCAUCCGUUGCCCUUCCGGAUCUACCCCGUGGAUGCAGAGUAAAAGCAACCCAUCUUUGUUCAGCAUCCCAGGAGACAGUCCUCUAUUGACAGCAUCAGUCUGGUUCCUUUGCCUUCUGAUUUCCCAUUGAAUGUGGCCAGUGGGAGGCCCCAGCAGAUGGAAGGCCAGGAGGAGGAAGGGCCUGCAGCAUUUUUUCUCCUGGCUCCCACCCUGCCAGGCCUCUGCCUGACAGUGGCUCACGCUUUUCCACAGCUCCUGUCAGGUGGCCUCUCCCAAAGUGACAGUGUUCACUUGGUUCUGUAAGUGUUUUCUCCAUUGCCUCUUGCCAGGGAGGGUAAUGGCUUCCUAGAGCCAGAUGCCAGCACCUGAGGGUGCCCACCACCCCAUGCUGUUUCCCUUAACCCUGCCUACACUUUCAAGAAUUGAAACUCUUUGCAGCCUCCCUUUUUUUUUUUAAAAAAAAAAAAAAGGUACUAUCGAUUUCCUAAAGGACCGUUAGUGAUAUACACUCAGAGAUUCUUUUGUCAUGUUACUUUCCAUAGCUCAAUAUGGCUGUUAUCCACAUUAUAUCAAGAACAUAAUACCUACCUUAAAUUUUUAAUAUUUUGUCUUUAUUCUUCAACUCUGUGUAGCAUUUCCUUCUGGUUAAGAACAUGCAGAUAAUCCAAAUAAACAGAUUUGACUAAAAGAAAAAAAAA